Messenger RNA from Plenodomus lingam JN3, 846 nucleotides. RefSeq lists its product as uncharacterized. Lineage: Eukaryota; Fungi; Ascomycota; Dothideomycetes; Pleosporales; Leptosphaeriaceae. The record is from RefSeq and is a predicted model, not a curated record.
AUGAGCGAUCUCGGCGUUUCGCACAAGACUCAAAAUCUUGCUCGAAUCAGGGACAAUCAGCGACGAUCACGUGCUCGACGCAAGGAAUAUCUGCAAGAACUUGAAGCCAAGUUGCGAAGUUGCGAGCAGGCCGGCAUCGAAGCAUCGUCCAAGAUCCAAUCUGCAGCCAGACGAGUCCUCGAUGAAAAUCGGAAGCUGCGGAGCCUCUUAUACGAGCGAGGUGCAUCAGAACCAGAAAUUGUAGCAGCUCUCGGCGGGCCACCGGAUCAGCCUUAUGAGCAGAUCUCAGCAACGCCGAUACUCAAUGCAAUGUUGGAGCGGAGGAUUACGACUAAUGAACUGCCAUCAAUAAGUUAUCCUGCUCCCUCACAAACACCCAUGAGAGCGGCCUGCCUGUCUGGACACAGAUCCUCAGUUCAGCCAAUCAGUAUUCCAGCAGCUCGAUUGAACGCAGUGAGCCGCAAAGACUCGCAAAAUCCAGGCUCAAUGAUCUCCAGUACGAGCACAUCACCUCCAUCUUACUCUUCGGCGUACUACGCAACUUCCAUGACUUCAUCGGCCGCAGAGGUAAAGACAGAAGAUGCCUACAGCUAUCCAUUCGACCAGUCUUACAGCAAUAAUUGGACCUUGCCAAGCGACUACAACUUGGAAACCGACCCAGUCUCUUCCUACAGCACAUCAUCUUGUGUGGAUGCUGCCAAUAUCAUCCGGACUAUGCGCGCAAAUGCGGGACCUGAACUGGAGGCCGAUCUUGGCUGCCGAGCCCCAGGCCAGCACUGCUACGUCAAUAAUAACGUCGUUUUCAGCAUGAUGGACAAGUACUCGAAUCAAAACGCAUCCAUAUGA